CCUCGCGGGGUGGGCAGCGGCGAGGCUGAACUCCCGGGAUGUCUGUGGAUCCCCGGGAAGAUUUUAGGUCGUUGGGAAGGUUUUAGCCUUACGGGGAACUGGUGGGACCGGGAGCCGUACAGGACGUCCUUUCGCAGCGGAGGACCCCGAGGCCCGGAGGGGCUAGGUGACUUGUACAGGUCCUGGACUACACCCACUCAGCCCCCACCCCGGUCUUCGUAAUUCCUGCUGCCUUGACUGCUCCGGGCAUUGUCUUACAAAAUGGUAGAGGAUGAGCUGGCACUGUUAGAUAAAAACAUAAAUGAAUUUUGGAAUAAAUUCAAAAGCAAUGUCAAUGACACCUCCUGUCAGAUGGUGGGACUAAGAGACACUUACAAGGACACCAGUAAAGCAUUUGCAGAAAAGCUGUCUGUGAAAUUAAAGGAAGAAGAGCGAAUGAUUCAGAUGUAUCUAGAAUAUAAAAAUCAGAUCUGCAGGCAGAAUAAGCUUAUUCAAGAAAAAAAAGAUAACUUGUUAAAGUUGACUGGUGAAGUAAAUGGCAAAAAACAAGAUUUGGAAGUGCUGACUGCAAACAUCCAGGAUCUUAAGGAAGAAUAUGCUAGGAAGAAGAAAACUAUUUCCACUGCUAAAGAAGCUAGUGAAGAGAGGUUACAAAGGUUACAGAAAUCUGUAGAUGUGUUUAAAGAUCGACUUGGACUAGAAAUUCGAAAAAUUUAUGGUGAUAAAUUGCAGUUUAUAUUCACGAAUAUUGACCCUAAGCAUCCUGAUAGCCCAUUUAUGUUUUGCCUGCACCUGAAUGAAGCAAGGGACUAUGAAGUGUCAGAUAGUGCUCCUCAUCUUGAAUGCCUAGCAGAAUUUCAAGAGAAUUUAAGGAAGACCAAAAAUUUUUCAGCCUUUCUUGCCAAUGUUCGGAAAGCUUUUAGUACUGUGGUGUGUAAUUAAGGUAUAAAUAGUAUAUAAAAACUUUAUUUUUCUUCCUUAUUGUGUAUCUCUUUUAAAAAGAAUUCUCACUAUCCAUAGUUUGCCUAUAAUCCUUUUGGAUUUUUUUAAACAUUUCUCUGUGGUGUAUUUCUUUAAGGUAUUUUAAUUAAAAUCGUGGAAAUAAAA
Miniopterus natalensis is the source of this 1107-nucleotide messenger RNA. It is a transcript of the gene SPC25, whose product is annotated as SPC25 component of NDC80 kinetochore complex. Gene Ontology annotation, cellular component: Ndc80 complex. Gene Ontology annotation, biological process: chromosome segregation. NCBI's taxonomy places the organism in Eukaryota, Metazoa, Chordata, Mammalia, Chiroptera, Miniopteridae. The record is from RefSeq and is a predicted model, not a curated record.